Molecule: messenger RNA, 516 nt
Organism: Pelobates cultripes (western spadefoot toad)
Lineage: Eukaryota; Metazoa; Chordata; Amphibia; Anura; Pelobatidae
Source: the annotation of a GenBank genome assembly
AUGUCGGAGGCCAUGUGUGAUAGCGCCGAGACCAGAGCCACCACAGGCUACUCACCCGCAUUGGCAGUAAACAGGAUUGAUCGCAGGCACCGGCAGCACAGACUACUACUGCGGCCAUCCACCCACAUGCACCCUUGCUCCCCGACAAGCAAUUCACCUCACAAAACUGCGAUAGGCAGCGGAGAGGGAGGUACAGCAGGCAAGCACAAGCCAAACAGAACAGACCACAAGAUCAUUAACCGCUACACGCCACUCUCCCGGCGAACCAAGAUCCAGAGGUACCUUGCCGGGAGCCACACGCCACUCCAGGUCUGCCGCACAACGCCUACCAAGCGGCCCCAGUGGAGUCACACCACACACAGGCACCCGACCUGCAGCGGGAACGCCCGCCUUGCUGCAGCAUCCCUCACAGACAUUCAAGCACCUCCGAACGGGGGAGACAGCGGUCACUGGACUGACCUUGUGGGGCACACAGCAAGCACCAGAUGGGAACACCUUCACCCUUCCGGACUAUGA